Messenger RNA from Homarus americanus (American lobster), 820 nucleotides. RefSeq lists its product as uncharacterized. The record is from RefSeq and is a predicted model, not a curated record. NCBI's taxonomy places the organism in Eukaryota, Metazoa, Arthropoda, Malacostraca, Decapoda, Nephropidae. The annotation marks the transcript as partial. The transcript has 3 exons.
AGUGGCCGAGAAGGGAGCAGGUGAUGGGAGGUGAUCCACACUGUUUAUCUCCCUCCAGUGAGUUACUCAGAUAACCUACCCACAGAAAGAUGCCAGCACAGUCCACAUGACUCUAUUUGGACUAUAACCACUUAAAAUGGAUGAACAAAAGGCUGACGACCAAUCAAAACUACAAUCUGAAGAGAAUGUACAAAUCGACAAGAUCGUCGAUGAUGACGGCGAACUCCUGCCGUUGGAUCGGCCGGGUCCACGGGAUAUUGAACAAACAAGAAUGGAAAAUGAAACUCUUCAAGCAUUACCGUUAGAAAGGUCCAGUGAGAUGUUAGUUAAUAAAGAUGAUGAUACAGUGACGAGUGGUGGGUCGUCACGGUCCAGGGAGAGUGAAGGUGUGGAAGACUGUCAAGGGGAAGGUUCUUGUGCUUCAGAAAAACAGAAUUCAAGUGACGUGAGAAUAGUGGAGGAAACAGUCAAUACAGAAGAGAGAAUGAUGAAUGUUGCAGAGGAGGAACUGAUGUUAACCAACAGUGUUUUACGAGAUGAUAGUGUUGUAGAGUUUUCCCUGGAAUAUAUCCCAGACAGUGACACCAGAGGAAUGGAGAACAAUUUACAACAAACUGAAGUAGAUUCUGUAUAUUGUAGUAGCACUGAACCAGACUCGUCCAGACACAGUAGAACCUGGCGUUACCCAAAGUCAUUGUGGCCAGAAGCAGAAGAAGCAGUCGAGAAAAAGAUGAAGGAAAUGGAGAGAAGACAGCUCAUUGCCAAAACUAAAAUGUUAAUAUCGGACAAGCUUCGCAUCUGCCAGACCCUCGAUACCAAG